Messenger RNA from Temnothorax curvispinosus, 1326 nucleotides. Its product is annotated as serine/threonine-protein kinase RIO3-like. NCBI's taxonomy places the organism in Eukaryota, Metazoa, Arthropoda, Insecta, Hymenoptera, Formicidae. The transcript is spliced from 4 exons. The coding region runs from base 233 to 901 and encodes 222 amino acids. The record is from RefSeq and is a predicted model, not a curated record.
GCGCGACGUGUCUCGUGGUGUCUCGGGGGGGACCGAGGCAGGAACGUUCCUGUCCGGGUCACAUUCUCUGGCACGCGUAAGAAGAAGAAAGGUGUUUUAAACAAGGGGGGGGAGUAUCUUGGAACUUGGAACUCUUUUAUUUAUCUCAUAUUUAUCUUGUCCAACUUCUGUGCGGGCGACGCGUCGUUAUUCGUGCCUGUACAAAUUCACCGCGUUCCGGUCGAUCACAGCAAUGGCAACCCCGAAAGUGUGGGCAAAAAUACAACCCCUUGAGAGUCCUAUCAAUCUACUAGAUAUCACGACGGAACAAUUGGCCGCGAGCAUGCAGGAGAGGGAGCUGAAGAAAUAUUUUGACGAGGACAACGCAAUUCAAGCGGACAAAACGGUGGGAGAAACGUAUGAUGCAAGUGACACUGGCGACGACGAGGUCAUAGCAAAUUUGUUACAAACUCAAUUUAAUCGCGAGUACAACACGAUGUUGAAGCGUACAGAAGAGAAGUUCAAUCGCGACUCGAAAGUGAGCAUCUCAUAUAGCAAUUACCGUAGCUCUUUGUACGAUCCUAAGGAUGAAGAUAACGUGGAUUCUAACGUGGACGACAGCAACAGAGACUUCGACCGUUUUGUCAGCAUAGAGAAAGAGUACGCCUCGAUACCACGCUGCGGCUACAAGAAGAUGGGAAAAGAUUCUCAGAUUGUUACGAAGCACGACAUCUUAAUGUCUUCCAGGAUUAAUGCUUGCCGACUGUUAAAAUGUCCACCGGGAAUCGACACGGGAGACACGGGUGGUUUUGAUGUCAAACUGAACAACAAAGUAUACAACACCUUGCGCGCUUACAGUCGCGCGCAAUGCUCCAAGGAGAGGGCAAAAGUCUCGCCAAAAUCAAAAACCCAUCCGAAAUAGAAUGUCUACCUGACUUGAUUUCUUCCUAAACAGUAUUCUGUACCUCGUUAACGCGCGAUACGUAUCUCUUGGUGUCUAAUUUUAUUGAAAUAUUGUGUUAUAUUGUAUAAUAAAUUAAUUGGUAUUUUAAAUUAUUUAAAAGAAAAUUAUUUUAUGUAAUAUAACGUUAGUUUCCUACUUUAAUAAUAAUGGACACCACUUAUCGAUGACUCAGAUACUGAUAAAUAUCGCUAACGGCGUACGGAAUAUCUGUACUCGUAAUCUCCUGCAACCGUCAUACUUAUGCCUACUUACUGUAAAUACGUCAGGGUACUUACAUGAUAUGACGAAAUGAUGAAUUUGUACAUAACUCAGUUUAAAUGUACAUUAUAUAAAAUUCCAAAAAAAUAAAUCUUGCAACUGGGAACAUUUGGUCAGAACUGAAA